Messenger RNA from Actinia tenebrosa (Australian red waratah sea anemone), 2777 nucleotides. Its product is annotated as general transcription and DNA repair factor IIH helicase subunit XPD. Gene Ontology annotation, cellular component: nucleus. Gene Ontology annotation, biological process: nucleotide-excision repair; transcription by RNA polymerase II; positive regulation of mitotic recombination. Gene Ontology annotation, molecular function: ATP binding; damaged DNA binding; hydrolase activity, acting on acid anhydrides, in phosphorus-containing anhydrides. The record is from RefSeq and is a predicted model, not a curated record. NCBI's taxonomy places the organism in Eukaryota, Metazoa, Cnidaria, Anthozoa, Actiniaria, Actiniidae.
AACUUCGUGGGCUCCCUGUGGUUAUUGAUGGCGGAMCAGACGAACUUUUGCAAAACCUCGUAAAAAAACACCAGAAUUUAGAAGCUAAAGUUAAUAUUUUUGGCAAAAAUGAAGCUUAACAUCGAUGGAUUGUUAGUUUAUUUUCCCUAUGAUUACAUCUAUCCUGAGCAGUACUCUUACAUGCUAGAACUCAAGAAGACUCUAGAUGCAAAGGGUCAUUGUCUUUUGGAGAUGCCUUCAGGCACUGGGAAAACUGUUUCUCUUUUGUCUCUCAUAGUGGCAUACCAAAUUGCAAGACCUUUUGACCUCACAAAGUUGAUUUACUGUUCCAGAACAGUGCCUGAGAUUGAAAAGGUAUUAGAAGAACUAAAGGUACUUAUGGAAUAUUAUGAGAAAGAAACUGGAGAACAACCCAACAUGUUAGGCCUGGCUUUGAGUUCAAGAAAAAACCUGUGCAUCAAUCCCAAGGUUGUGGAAGAAAGGGAAGGGAAAAGAGUAGAUGGAAAGUGUCUGUCGCUAACAGCCUCUUAUGUCAGGCUAAGGCACAAAGAUGAUUCUUCAGUACCUGUCUGUCCAUUUUAUGAGGAUUUCGACAGUGUUGGUAGGGACGAAAAGCUGCCUGCAGAUAUAUAUAACCUGGAUGACUUGAAGGCAUAUGGUGAAAGGAAAGGAUGGUGUCCUUAUUUUCUUGCGAGAUAUGCUAUUUACCAUGCUAAUAUUGUGGUUUACAGUUACCAUUAUUUACUUGAUCCUAAAAUUGCUGACUUGGUGUCCAAAGAAUUGGACAAGACUUCUGUGGUUGUAUUUGAUGAGGCGCAUAAUAUAGAUAAUGUUUGUAUUGAUUCAAUGAGUGUCACAAUUACCAGAAGAACUUUAGACAGAAGCCAUGCUAAUGUGGAAUCUCUGGCUAAUGCUAUAAAAAGUAUUAAAGAAACAGAUGCACAGAAGUUAAAAGAAGAAUAUAACAGACUAGUUGAAGGUUUGAGGCAAGCCAGUGAAGCUAGGGAUACAGAUGUGGUUCUUGCUAAUCCAGUUUUGCCUGAUGAAGUUCUUGAAGAGGCAGUUCCCGGGAAUAUUAGAAAAGCAGAGCAUUUUGUCAGCUUUAUGAGAAGAUUUGUAGAAUAUUUAAAAACAAGACUUCGUAUUCAACAUGUUGUACAGGAGAGCCCACAGUCGUUUUUACAGCACAUUUAUCAGCAAGUCUGUAUUGAGCGAAAACCCUUAAGAUUCUGUGCAGAGCGGCUCAGCUCUCUUCUACAUACAUUAGAGAUACCUGAAGUUCAAGACUACGGCCCCUUGACACUCAUCGCUAACUUUGCCACACUUGUCAGUACUUACAACAAGGGUUUUUGCCUGAUUAUCGAACCUUUUGAUGAUCGAACGCCAACGAUUCCUAACCCGAUAUUACGUCUUAGUUGUAUGGAUGCAUCAGUGGCCAUCAAACCCGUGUUUGAUCGAUUCCAGUCUGUUGUCAUAACUUCUGGGACAUUAUCACCUAUUGACAUGUAUCCCAAAAUCCUUGACUUCCGUCCCGUUACCAUGACAUCGUUCACCAUGACCCUGGCACGAACCUGUUUAUGUCCCAUGAUCGUCAGUCGUGGUAGUGACCAGGUCGCUAUGACAACUAAAUUCGAAACACGGGAGGAUAUAGCUGUCAUUCGUAACUAUGGUAACCUACUUGCUGAGAUGUCUGCUGUAGUGCCUGAUGGUAUCGUUUGCUUUUUUACAAGUUAUCAGUAUAUGGAAGCCGUGGUGUCUAUUUGGCAUGACCAGGGUAUAAUCAGUGGUAUACAAAAAAAUAAACUUCUUUUCAUCGAAACAAAAGAUGCGUCAGAAACCAGUCUGGCUCUAUUUAACUAUCAUAAGGCGUGUGAGAAUGGACGUGGAGCUAUUCUACUGUCCGUUGCUCGAGGGAAAGUGUCAGAAGGGGUUGAUUUUGAUCACCAUCUUGGCCGGGCUGUCAUCAUGUUUGGUAUUCCAUAUGUCUACACUCAGAGCAGGAUCCUUAAGGCUCGUCUAGAGUAUCUUCGAGAUCAGUUCAAUAUCAGAGAAAAUGACUUCCUUACAUUCGACGCCAUGAGACACGCGGCUCAGUGUGUGGGUCGAGCCAUCCGAGGUAAGACAGACUAUGGCAUCUUGGUAUUUGCUGAUAAGCGAUUUUCGAAGAUGGACAAAAGRGGAAAGCUUCCUAAAUGGAUACAGGAAUAUCUAAAGGAUUCUCUUUGCAAUCUGUCCAUCGAUGAAGGAGUACAGAUCAGUAAGCGAUUUCUCAGGCAAAUGGCCCAACCAUUCGAUCAGGAGGAUCAGCUUGGAUUAUCGUUACUUACCGUUGAACAAGUACAAUCUGAAGAAUUCCAGAAACGAAUCUUACAGUCAGCGAUGGCUUGAAGCACUAUUAUCUCAUAAGUAAGCCAAACGUACAAUUACCACCCCCUCCCCCUCAACUCCCAUGCUUGCUCUCGCAUAUUGUUUUGGGUUUCUUGUGGAAAAUGUUCUGUGAAAGACGAUGGUUUCUUGAAAGUCUUGUAAAUAGACUUGUAUGUUCACGAUAGCUACCCUUCAUCCUAUCGUGUUUAAAUCAAAAUUCUAUUUAUAAAGAAAUAUAUGGAGCGAUGUUUGAUGUCAAAAGAUGACGUCACUCACUCUUACAAAAGAUAGCAAAAAUAUAACGCUUUGCAUCAGGAUUUCAAGAAAAAACUUGMAACAACCAGUGAUAAUUAGAUCCUUAGAAGAUUAUUCCAGUUAAGGUUCAGCUGAAUUAAAUGUCGGAUAAUUUU